UGGAAGUGCAAACUACAUUUCCCAGGUCCCUUUGCAGGCAGGCAGAGCUUGCAUGUCUGCUGGACUCAUUCGUCCUUCCCUGCUCAUUAUGGCCGAUUGGUCUAAAUCCCUUUUAGGCAUCAAGGGGCUGCUGCUGGACAUCAGUGGGGUGCUUUAUGACAGUGGGGGCGAAGGAGGCGGCGUCCCCAUCCCUGGAUCUAUAGAAGCUGUAAAGAAGAUCAAGGCAUCUGGUCUGAAGCUGCGAUUCUGCACCAAUGAAACUCAAGCUACUCGGGAAAAGUUUGUAGAGAAGUUGCAGCAUUUGGGUUUUGACAUUGUAGUGAACGAAGUCACUGCUCCAGCACCAGCAGCCUGCCGAAUUCUGAAGGAACGUCAGCUGAGGCCACAUCUCCUUGUUCAUGAUGAUGUUCUCCCUGAAUUUGAUGGCAUUGACAAAUCAAGUCCAAACUGUGUGGUGGUCGGUGAUGCAGCAGACAAUUUUUCGUACAAAAAUCUUAAUGAUGCCUUCAGAGUUCUCAUUGGUCUGGAGAAUCCAGUGCUGCUGUCCCUAGGAAAAGGACGCUAUUAUAAAGAAACGGAUGGCCUGAAACUCGAUGUUGGAGCAUAUAUGAAAGCAUUAGAGUAUGCCUGUGAUAUUCAAGCAGAAGUGGUAGGAAAGCCGGCCAAAAUGUUCUUCCAAUCAGCCUUGACUGAAAUGGGCAUCGAACCUCACCAGGCCAUCAUGAUUGGGGAUGAUAUUGUACAUGACGUCGGAGGUGCCCAACAAUGCGGCAUGAAAGCUCUACAAGUACGGACUGGAAAAUACAGGCCUUGUGAUGAGCAACACCCAAAAGUGACAGCAGAUGGUUAUGUGAACAACCUUGCAGAAGCUGUGGAUGUGAUUCUCAAGCAACUGCAGAAGUAAAGGUGUUGCAGAUAGUGUCUUGAAGUCAAAAAAUGACUAGUUGAAUGUCAUGUCCUUGGCAUAACUGUGAACAUGUCUCAACCCAUUUCCUUUUUUCUUCUCUUCUCCUAGUUUUUUGUGUGAUAGUCACUCACAAUAUAUAUGUGCCUCAAAAGACAAGCUCUUCUAACAUGCCUUCCCAGGUAGUUAAAAUACCAACUACUACCAAGCAAACAACAAGGGAAAAAUAAGAUUGAGGUGGUUUGUGCUCCCAACCUAGAUUGUUUUCACUCUUAACUCUCUAACCCAGUGGUUCUCAACCUGUAGGUCCCCAGGUGUUUUGGUCUACAAUUCCCAGAAAUCCCAGCCACUUUACCAGCUGUUAGGAUUUCUGGGAGUUGAAGGCCAAAACAUCUGGGGACCCACAGGUUGAGAACCACUUCUCUAACCAUAUUAUUUCACUGUGACCUAUUUCCUCACCUGUUCUGUUUUCUGGAAGACAACUCAAAUAAAAGGAUCUCUUUGUCUCUAGGUAAUUCUCCUAAAUAAAUUAGUGCAAAAUUUGUCUACAACUUAAUUGAGACACAGCAAGAUUAUAUUUUUAUUACCCUCCAUUCUGGUGGUUUCUCCAGCAUUCAGCAAUGUUUGUUUUUGGAGUACAAAUCCUGGCGUUCUCCAUCCAGAGUCGUCAUGCUGGCUGAGGGGCUCCAGGAGUGGAAAUCCAAAAAGUAAUGUUUCCAAGUUCUGGGUUUUAUAUACAGGCUCCCACACAAGAAUGGAGAGAAAUCAUUAUCCCGAGACCAGAAGGAGAGAGGUGUUAACAUGGCUGUUUUGGAGCACUUUCAUUGUAUAUAGUCCAAUGUGCCUUUCUUUUUCAGGACAUUCUGGAACAGUCCAGUUCACAGCAGAAACCAAUUCAGCACCAUUCUUAUGGUAGCAGAUUGUAGCAACAACAAGAAAUAUCUCCCUUCUCCCCAUUUUUGAACGGUUCUGCAUGUGGUUUUGGGGGAAAAAAGUGUUUUAAUAAGCCAGCGAAUGGAUGUGAAACAUUUCGCCAUGUACGUUGCCCAUUUGAAGUAUAGGAGGAAUGGCAACUCAGGUGUUCAAGCCAACAUUCGAUUCACUGGUAUGCACAUCUGUUAUUUCAGUUGCAAA
Anolis sagrei ordinatus is the source of this 2038-nucleotide messenger RNA. The record is from RefSeq and is a predicted model, not a curated record. Lineage: Eukaryota; Metazoa; Chordata; Lepidosauria; Squamata; Anolidae.